Messenger RNA from Brettanomyces nanus, 1386 nucleotides. RefSeq lists its product as uncharacterized. The transcript has 2 exons. The record is from RefSeq and is a predicted model, not a curated record. Bases 1 to 1386 code for a protein of 461 amino acids. Lineage: Eukaryota; Fungi; Ascomycota; Pichiomycetes; Pichiales; Pichiaceae. Gene Ontology annotation, cellular component: nucleus; U2-type spliceosomal complex; precatalytic spliceosome. Gene Ontology annotation, biological process: mRNA splicing, via spliceosome.
AUGGCGAAGGCAGUGAAGGCAGUGAAGGCAGCGAAGGCAGUGAAGGCAGUGAAGACAGCGAAGGCAGCGAAGGCAGUGAAGGCAGUGAAGACAGCGAAGGCAGUGAAGACAGCGAAGGCAGCUUUACCGGAUCUUUCAAAUUUGUAUGAAGAAGUGUUCAAUAAAUUCCAUGCAUUAGAGAGUCGACAGAUUGGAGAAGAGGAGGAAGAAAUAGAGGAGCAAAAUAAUAUCGCAUCUGAGGAUGCUAUUUCUUCCAAAGGAGAGAUCAUCAACAGUGAUAACGAAGAGAUUCUGUCACCUCCCACCGAACCAAGAAAACUAUCAAAGAGACAAUUCAAACAGAAAUAUCAUGCUCCAUUAUCAAUACUCAAAGCAGAAGUGAGUCGACCUGAGAUAGUUGAGUGGGUGGAUGCGGAUGCACCGGAUCCUCGACUACUUCUAUAUAUUAAGGUACAGCAUAAUAUUAUGCCUAUUCCGAAUCAUUGGGAGACAAACAAGGGAUUCUUGGGAUCUAAGAGAACAUCUUUAGAAAUGGCACCGUUUGAACUACCAAAGUUCAUACGAGAUACCGGAAUAUUGGAGAUGAGAGACACGACAGGAGAAAAUGACGAGAGCAGCUUGAAGCAGAGAAUGAGAGAAAGAGUUCAGCCAAAGAUGGGACAGCUUGAUAUGGACUUUAGCAAAUUGUACGAUGCCUUUUUCAAGUACCAGACGAAACCUGUGCUUCUUGGAUACGGCGAACUCUAUAGUGGAGAGCUAGAUGAUCGAAGCAGUGUUCGUGAGAGACGAAUGGCCAAGUAUCGUCCCGGAAAGCUUAGUAAAAAGCUUAAGGAGGCAUUGGGAAUGGAUUCUGGUUCUUCAGUACCACCAUGGAUUAGACGUAUGAGAAUGCUAGGUUCUCCUCCAAGUUACCCUUAUAUGAGAUUGGAUGAAGAAGGAAAUGUCAUUGAAGAGAAGGGACAAAGCCUGGGGGAUCCUGAAGAAAGGAUUUUGUAUGGAGCUAUUCAGGCUGAGGAGAGUGACGACAGCGAAGACGAGGAUGACGAAGAUGACGACGAAGCCGAUGACGACGGUGAUGACAAUGACAAAGCUCAGCCAGAUACCAUACUAGAAGAGUACGGAGAUCACAAAGACACAGAUACAAGUACGGUUAAAUCAAGUACGGCCAAAUCAACUACGGCCAAAUCAACUACUGAGGAACAACCAGAUAGUACUCCUAAGAAAUUAUAUACAGUUUUACGCGAGACCCAGUCAGGAGAGCAUGACAGUAUGUUUGGAUCAGAAGCUUUAGCAUAUGAAUUAGGAGAAAGCGGGAAACGUGGGAGUGAGGAAGAACCACGAAUUCAAACCAAGAAAGCUAGAAUAGACAACAAGUCCAGGCUUUAG